This is a messenger RNA of Guillardia theta CCMP2712, 1947 nucleotides long. RefSeq lists its product as hypothetical. The transcript is spliced from 6 exons. The record is from RefSeq and is a predicted model, not a curated record. Gene Ontology annotation, molecular function: alpha-1,4-glucan glucosyltransferase (UDP-glucose donor) activity. Lineage: Eukaryota; Cryptophyceae; Pyrenomonadales; Geminigeraceae. Bases 1 to 1947 code for a protein of 648 amino acids.
AUGAGAAGGUUGAGCCUGCGGGGAGGAAACGACGGCAACACGGGAGUAAAGAAGAACUUUAGCAACGAGCGGCUCGACGACGCCAAGUCGCGGCUCAAGAAGAUUCUGGGAGCGAACUCCCAGCUGGAGAGGCAGGUGGCGGACUUGGCAGCGAGCUACGACAAGCUCGCCAAGAGCUACGGGCUGGGCAGUUUCAAGCCCACGCGCACGGCGUCCUACUCAUGCCUGAACGACGUGACGCUGACGGAGGCUGCGGACAAGGCUCCCGAGCCGGAAGAAUCGAAGACUCCUCCUGUUGAGAGCAUCCAGAAGAAGAUCGAGGCAGCGCUUGCCAAGGACAGCAAGCCUGUAGAGCCGACAGAGCAAGUGCUCCCUCCUGAGGAGAGACUCAAGAUUGUGAUCGUCUCCUCUGAAGUCGCUCCCUUCUCCAAGUCUGGAGGACUUGCUGACGUUUGCGAUAAGCUUGGAGUUGCGCUGUCUCGCAUGGGUCAUCGCGUGAUGACCGUCGCUCCUCUUUACUGGCGAAUGGGAGUAGGAAAGGAUAAGCUUGGCAACGUAGUGAUGACUCUUGGCAGUGUCUGGAAGGAGUUUGGCCUGUUCAAGCAGAAGCUCAGGAUCGAAUAUUUUCGCAAGUUCAGGGAGACUGGUGUGGACCAUAUCUUCGUACAGCAAGGCUGCUACGAGAGGAGAGGGGUUGACGCUGGAGCGCAGAGGCACGGCAUGUAUGGGCACAACGACGAUCUGAUGAGGUUCGCGCUCUUGUCAUGGGCGGCGCUAGAGGCCCCGUUCUCCGUGGAGUGCGACGGGUCGGUGUACGGAGAUGACGUCAUCUUCCUGGUCAACGACUGGAUGGUGGGACUUGUCCCCUUGAUCAUGACAUCGCACUACCGGAGGUACGGCUGCUACAAGCAAGCUCGCACAGUCUUCGAUAUCCACAACAUGGGCUACUGCGGAAACUUCCCAGUCGUCGAUCCGCACGACCUGGGACUGCCCGACGGCGCCUACUACGACAAGCUGUUCCACGACCGGCAGAUCAAGCUGCUCAAGGGAGGGAUCGAGAUGGCGGACAGGGUCGUGACGGUGUCGCCGAGCUACAGGGACGAGAUCAUCACUGUGGAGGGAGGAUGGGGACUGCAGGACACGUGCAGAGGACGCUUCCCGCACCUUGACGGAGUUCUCAAUGGCAUCGACUGUGACGAGUGGAACCCUGAGACCGAUCGCUUCCUCUCUGCCAAGUGCCAGGGGUACGACAACUUCUUCAACAAGGACGACACGACGGGCAAGCGAUCCUGCAAGCUCCACCUGCAGAACUGCAUGGGGCUGAGGGAGGACCCCAACAUCCCCAUCGUCGCCUUCAUCGGGCGCCUUGCGUACCAGAAGGGUAUCGAUGUGAUCGAGUCGAUCUUCCCCUGGCUCAUGAACGGCGACCAUGCCGGAGUCACGGGGUACGUGCAGGUGGUCAUGAUGGGGACGGGAGACGAGAAGUACGCAAGGUUUCUGAGAGACGCGGAGAACCACAACAAGGGGAGGGUGGCUGGUUUCGUAGGCUUCACCUCCGAGCUCGAGCACAAGAUCAUAGCAGCAGCAGAUAUCAUUCUCAUGCCCUCCAGGUACGAGCCCUGCGGCCUCCCGCAGAUGUAUGCGCAGAGGUACGGGACUGUGCCGGUAGUGCAUGCCACGGGAGGGUUGAAAGAUUCUGUGAUACAGUACGACCCCUUCCAGAACACAGGAACAGGAUGGAAGUUCGACUGCUGUGACGCCGAGGGCCUCAAGUACGGCCUUUGGAACGCGCUCAACACGUACAAGAACCACAAGGACGCAUGGGCCGGGAUCGUGCGGAGGUGCAUGGAGCAAGACUUCUCGUGGGAGCGAUCGGCAAAGAGAUACGUUGAGAUCUUCAAGUGGGCGAGGAUGGACCCUCCGUUCCAUCAGCCCAUCCCCUUCUGA